AUCGUGUCUCAGUUCAUCCAUGAAACCGAACAGCCAUGGAGGCGCCCGGAAAAGAAAAGAAAAGAGUCUCCUCCGCUGCUCCACCAGACAGACAGACAGACAGUCACGCACACUCAGUCAGUCUCUCCGCCAGACAAUCACGGGGAUGGGGGGCUGCUGGUGAACGGUCCGCACGAGGGUCAUCGUGCCCACAUGAAAGCCCAACACUUGCUCGCAUCUCGGCGCCGGUCGUGCUGGUGGCGGGGCCGGCGCGCGCAUAACGACGGGAGACCGCUGAAUAUCGCCAGGGGUCGGUGGCACACUUGUGGAGCAUGAGGAGAGGAGUAGCGGCUUCGGUUGAUGUGUCGGUGCUGCCGCAGUGGACAGAGUGUGGUGGUCGCUGUGGGGGCUGCCGCUGCUGCCGCCGGUCCCGACCACAACAAAGGCUGGAAGGAUUGGCGGGCCGCGCGGCUCCUCUCUGGCGGGCGUCUCGUCGUCCAAGAACAGCGGCGUGCUGGCCCACCGGGGGAGGUCAGUGUCGCCCGGGGAGAACGGAACUGCAUUCGGCCAGAACGGAUCGUCUUCACCGUCGUCAUCCGCCAGGUCCGCGGGCAGACGCAUUAACUCAGCUCUCGACUACACACACACACAAGUGAAUGGCAUACCCAUUCUUCCCUGGGCGGAUCCCCGGGUGUGGUGUGGCGUGCGUACCGCCAUUGCGAUCCGUCCGGGCAUUUCACCAGCAGCAGCGCUCUUGUGGACGUCGCUGAGCAUCUCGACCAGCCGGUCAUGCGCCCGAAAAAUCUUUGCGAACCUCAGCAGCGCCUUGGUCGGCAACCACAUGUCGCGACCUGAGUCUACGACUCUCGGACCCUCCACACACAGACAGACACACACACGUACGUGACGGAACCAAGAUACACACGAUGCAAUCAACAGCCGAGCGCAAUCAUACCCCGUCGCUGGCGUUGACCUCCUGUCGGUCUAGUCGGCCUUCUGGCGUUGAGGGGUCCUUGCGAAGACGGUCGAGGUCGACCAGGACGGCCUCGUACAUCCCAUCGCCCGUCACGCGCAAACCAAUGUUACCCAGCUGCACACACACACACACAGACAGAGAGAGAGAGAGAGAGAUGGCAAGGGCGUUAUGUGUCUGUCUGCGGGUGUGCCCGCUCCUUACGUGGGGGUCGCCGUGCACCAGCUGAAGGUACAGCAGCUCCUCCAGGGCCGCAAACACUCCGUCGCAGAUCUUGGCGAUUGUCAUUGUCGCCUUCAGGCGAUCAGUGGGCACCUUGAUUUCACGAAACAUCACUGAGACCAUGAGAGCACACACACACACACACACUCACACUCACAAACACACGUGAGCUAGCCAGUCUGUCUGUCUGUCUAGCUAGCCAGUCUGUCUGUCUGUCUGUCUGCCAGUCUGUCUGUCUGCCUGUCUGUCCCUUUUGCUUACUGUCGAUCCAUUCCAUUCUGUAAGCCGUCAGCCGUUCCUCGUCGGGCCGGUGAGGUGGUAGACGUCCUCGAUCUUGACAAUGUUCUCCCCCGGUGUCCACUGCCGACAGAGCUCCAUCCAGACGUCGUUGCCAGUCCUUUGAAAGCCGCCCACCUGCACAUAGAAAACACACAACAGACAGACACACACACUGACAUGGGUGCAUGGUGCUGUGUUUGUGUCUGUCUGCACUUACAUACCAUUUUGGCGCAGUCGUGCUGUUCAUGGAGCACCUUGACGGCCCACUUGCGGCCUUCCCGGUCAGUCAUCGGCAGGACGACACCGAAGCCGCCCAGCCGCUGCUUCUCGCCCCGGUCGAGCGACAGCCCGUGGUCCCUCGACAAGCAAUCCUGACCGAAGGAGUCAGUCAAGGAGUUCAUCAAACGACAGACUGACUGACUGACAGACUGACUGACUGACAGGCAUUCGCUUACCAUUGCAAUCGACAGCCUGUGGAGCUGCUGGGGCGUCAGCUCCCGCAGGCCAUUGGCCCCCUCCGCAGAGCCUCCGUUGGGCUGCAUGACACACGCACACGCCACACGAGCCAAUGCACCUCAUCUCAUCAGUGAGUCGAGUGAGUGCACUAGUGGCUUGACGAAGGCCUCGCUCACCGGCAUGGGACUGACGAGUGCUCACGCGGCAAUGCUUCCCUGCU
Molecule: messenger RNA, 2129 nt
Organism: Vitrella brassicaformis
Lineage: Eukaryota; Vitrellaceae
Source: the annotation of a GenBank genome assembly